AACGAGCCAAAAAUCAGAACCAGUCGCCAUGUCGUCACCAUCUCGUGAUCCAUCAUAACUUCAUCGUCUCCUCCGUUCCUGUGCCAUGUCCUCCUGUUCUCAGUAGACAGGCCGAGUCGACUUCAGUCCGUUGUGCAGUCAUGUAUCUCGCCGUUCCGGUCCGCUCCUGCGCUGGCAAAGCUCUACGUGGUCGUUCACGCCCAUCUUUAUCAUUCCCAUCCCGGGCAAGCAAGCGGCACAUUACGUCGUGCAAUAAACGCUAUGCUGCAGCAUCAGCAGUGACAGUCGAAUCAGGAUCCGCAAGCGGUUUUGAUCAUGUAGAUGCCUCGAGAUCGCCACCACUACGUAGAUCUCUUAGCGCUGAGCAGCGGAAAUUUCUGGAGAGCGCGCUGAGAGUGAAUCACGCGGGCGAAUUGGCCGCGGUCUUGAUCUAUGCCGCUCAGAAACCUCCAAUCUUGAAGGCCUAUCCGCAUCUGAAGGACCUGAUGCAGCACAUGUACGAUCAGGAAGCUGGCCACCUCAAGACCUUCAACGAGCUGCUAGCCAAACACAGGAUUCGCCCGACCAUCAUGUACCCUGUCUGGAAGCUUGCUGCCACUGCCUUGGGCUGGUCGACUGCAGUCAUGGGCCGUGAGGCUGCCAUGGCGUGCACCGAGGCUGUAGAAACCGAAAUCGGAGAGCACUACAACAAUCAAGUGCGAGAACUGCUCAAGUGGGAGAAGGAUCUGGAGGCGAGGGGAGAGCCUGUCAGUGAUGAGAUGAGAGAACUACUCCAAACGUUGCGGAGGAUACGAGACGAGGAGCUGGAGCACCUCGACCACGCGGUUGAAAACGACGCCAAGCAAGCCAAACCGUACGAGUUAUUGACCAAUGUCAUCCGGGGAGGUUGCCGCACGGCGAUUUGGAUCAGCGAAAGAAUAUAAAGCUCCGGAAAAAAAAACAUUUCGUGUACCAUAUGUAGCAUUAACUGUGUAAGUAUGUCCUUUUGUGAGUACGUCUAAGACGUAUCACGCAUUUAGAUCGUGGCGAAUCAGACAACUCAUCUUGCAACCAUAUACAA
Messenger RNA from Verruconis gallopava, 1060 nucleotides. RefSeq lists its product as uncharacterized. Gene Ontology annotation, biological process: ubiquinone biosynthetic process. Lineage: Eukaryota; Fungi; Ascomycota; Dothideomycetes; Venturiales; Sympoventuriaceae. Gene Ontology annotation, molecular function: 3-demethoxyubiquinol 3-hydroxylase activity. The transcript is spliced from 2 exons. Bases 141 to 923 code for a protein of 260 amino acids. Gene Ontology annotation, cellular component: mitochondrial inner membrane. The record is from RefSeq and is a predicted model, not a curated record.